CAUGCUCUCUGUGGAGAUAUAUGUAAAUUUAUCUAGCGUACCCCAAGAGCUUGAAUUCAGCGCAGAAAACCGGUUUUAAAACUAUGAACAUGGAUAAGAGCAAGAGCAGUGAUAUGGAAUCGAGCGAAAAAAAAUUGAUUGAAAAAGGGAAAGAAGCAAACGGCGAGCAGGCUAGUGAUGCUAGUGGCAGUAGCAGCGCUGUUGAUGAACGUGACGUUCAAGUUGUCGAGAUAGAGGAUGAACGCGAACAGUGGGGGAAGAAAGCGGAUUUUCUUCUCUCUUGUAUCGGCUUUGCGGUGGGGUUGGGAAAUGUUUGGCGGUUCCCCUAUUUGUGCUACGACAACGGUGGAGGUUAGUGGCUUUAUUAAAUCAGAAGUAAGCUCAAAAAGGCUUAGGUUAAAGUGUUCGUUUCGUGUACCAACUCCACGAUGGCGACUGUAUGAUUAUUUAAUCGCCUUCACAGGGUUUUAAAGGCCACUGAACUGAGUCGGUACAAUUAAAAAUUGGUUUAAAUGCGAAAAGCCACCUGAUUUCAUUCAGUUUCCUCACAGAGAGCGAGCAGAUAGACCACGCUGGAUGUAGGAUUCAAAUGAAUAAAUAUAAACGUAGUCAGUAAUUUUACUCUCAUUAGCUAUGCAUAGACGGUUUCCCGCCCCGCUUGAAAGUUGUAUUGGUGACUUAGAAAAUCCAUUUAAGUGGACGCUUUAACGAUCCUGUUACACACUAACGUAGAUCUUGUACCUUGAUAAAAUUAUUGUUCGGUUUUGCAUCCGGUUUCCGAAAACAUUUUUUGCUCCCUGUCUUUGUGAUUUUGAGAUGAAUAAUUUACCCACCGACUGCGCAACCAUGUGGUUUUCGCGGAAAAACCACGAGAAUUACAAACAAAACUUUUCGCUGGUAGUGCGGGUUGAGGAUUUUUGUGUUGCUGGCCUAUCCUUUUUCUUUUCGCGUUGUUGUGAGGUUUAAUUUAUGAGUGAAAAACAAAAAUAAAGCUCAACUACCCCGGAGGGAAACUCUAAUCACGUACAUGGACAACAUUUUUCAGCCACAGCUCACGUGAAUGUCCAUUGUUGUGUCUUUUCAAAGCUCUUUUUGAAUGUAAACAGGACCCAAGCAUUCGUAGAUGAAGCAGACAACAAAACUUAGUGUAUAAUUUCUAUUUGUUACGUGCAUUUUGAUCGUUGAAAUUAGAAAUUGCUUUAAGUACAUCUGAUAUGUAUUGUAACCGGAAGUUUAUAUUACCCGUUUAAAUAAGUGGUAGUGUUAUAAAUUAUUUGCCUCAAAAGGUGAAUUAAAAGCAAAACUCCUUGAAGGAAGCAAGUAAAAGAGAUAUAUUUCGUUGUAACAUAAAUCGCGAAGAGGAAUUUCUACAUCCAGUAAUUGGCUAAAUGAACUUUGGAACUUUGACAGCUUGUCAUUCAUCACACUGAGACGUAAACAGAAUUAAAGGGGGAAAAAAACUGUCUUCUAUCAUAUCAAUCUAAAUCGUUUUUCUUUCAUUGUGAACCAGUAUUCUGCAAAAAUGUAACAAACUGUCCCUAUUUUUUUCCUUUAAAUUUCAAAUUAUAUUGCUCAACACCUUUUAUCAUGUCUAGACAUGAAUCUAUUUUAUUGUUUCACUUGUUUGGUAAUCAAUUAUGAGUUUAAAAACAUGUUAUUGAUUAUGAAUAGAAAAACAUUUUAUAGCUAUGUUUCACAAUGUUUAUGCUGGAAAGCUUUGCCAAAAAUUUGUAUUGUAGCAGAUUGUAUAUUAGAAAAUAUUGUCAGGAAAUAGUUAACACUAUUCCCUAUUACAUUCUUGCAGAGUGGUUACUGCUCUCAGACUUGCUUUUCAAGAUCUUUAGUGCCUUGUGGUUCAUCUUUCAAUGUUUCAUUUGAGUUAAAAGAGGUGAACUUUGGAAGAAUGCCUGCAUAGAAAUUGUACAAUUACUGAAAUAUCUGUGUGGGCAAUGCUUAUUGAUAUCUCAGUAAAUCGCUAAUGGAGGCUUUUGUUAUUAAUUAUUUUGUGUAUGAAUCUUCUUUACAAUGAACCAAGCCCAGAACUUAUUGCUACAUUUACAUAUCUGUACUCAUUGUUUUUAUUUCAUGUAUUCCUUCAAGGGGCUUUCCUCAUUCCCUACCUAAUCAUGCUUGUGUUGUGUGGAAUGCCAAUGUUCUACAUGGAGUUGGCUGUUGGCCAGUAUUUCAGCCUUGGGCCAAUAGGGACAUGGGGUGCAAUUUGUCCAUUGUUUCAAGGUAACAAUGAAGCUUUUCUCAGAGGAAGGUAGUUUUGGUGUUGUGCAUUUACUUGACAUAGUUCAGAGUGAUUAAAAAUUAGGUUAACUCUUAAACAUCAAAAGGAAAAAUGAUUCAUCAGAUUGAUAACAGAACAUUUUUUUGUGGCUUGGUCGCAUGAACCAGUGUUUGUGGAAAUAAUGUCCCCUCACUUGUCGGUAAAUCUCUUACCAGUAAUUUCAUUGCCCUUCUUGACAAUAGAACUUGUAUGCCAAAAACGUGCAGAAGUUAAAGGGUGAGAAGUGAUGUUUAAACAAGACUGAAGUAUCUUGUUAAUUCAAGAUGCAUUAAUUUAUUUUGUAUUAUUGAACCUUGACCCCUAAGUGUAAGUUAUAAGCAAAGGCCAGCUGUUCUUCUAUACAUGUGCAACCCUUACUGAAGGUCAAAGAACACUUUUGGGAAAAGCAGUAUUAAGUAGGUCCCCUGUUGCUGAAAGGGCCCCCUUGCCUUACUAAAGAUGACUUGACUUGACUUGACUUGAAGUUUGUUGCAAAACGUGGUUUGUGAUGUACUCAUUGUCCUGAUUACUUUUCUUUGUUUUCUUUGUUAUUCAGGUGUUGGAUUUGCAAGCAUGAUGGUGUCUUUCCUUGUUUGUGUUUACUAUAAUAUCAUCAUUGCUUGGUGUCUUUACUUCCUCUUCUUGUCAUUCCGCAAAGAUGUACCUUGGAAGUCGUGUGGAAAUUGGUGGAACAGUGAGAAGUGUUAUGCUGGGCGGAUUCCAGAAUGUUCUUCUGGCCUUUCUAAUGGCACAGUUGUCCUUGCAAAUAGCACUGCUGCACUUGCUAAUUCAACACUCAAAAACUGCACAAAGGCAGCAGUAGAUGAUUUUUCUUCUCCAGCCCUAGAGUACUGGCAGUAAGUCAUCAUUCAUUUUUCUUUGUUUCUCUUGGUGAAUUAUCUGGUUAUGGCAGGGUAGAGUUUCCUUUUUUAUGACAUUGCUUGUGUAUUGGAAAUUGUUUUAUGGUGUUUUUUUUUUAACAUGCAGCAUGUUUUUGUUUUUUCUUCUCUCAGAAAUUAUGUCUUGCGUUUAACAGACAGCAUUGGGGAUGCUGGAGUUUUUAGAUGGGAAAUAUUGCUUUGUUUGCUAGCUGCGUGGAUUGGGGUGUAUUUCUGUAUGUGGAAAGGAGUCAAGUCAUCUGGAAAGGUAACACUGGGUUAGAAGUAACUUUUUCAAAAAAAGUGAAUUCUGCAAGCAGAAAAGAUCAAGUUAAUUAAUACUGUUUUACUUCUCUGUGCAGGUUGUGUACUUCACAGCAACGUUCCCCUAUGUGGUACUUUUUAUUCUAUUUAUCCGUGGAGUCACGCUUCCAAAUGCGAAAGAAGGGAUUAUUUAUUAUUUGAAACCUCAGUGGUAUCGACUCAAGGAUCCCAAGGUUGGUAAUUGCUAUAUGUUCUUAUACAAUAAUCUUAGCCAAGGAUUCAAUUUGUAUCGAACUUAAUUGGUUAUUCCCUUGAACUGUGGUUGACACUCUUAAUUUUCUGAUCCUCUGAAACCUGAGCCAUUAAAAAUUUAAGGCAUCAAGCAAGAUAUAAGUCCUUCAUAAGCAGUGUAGCACCAGUUUUAAUUGAUGCGAAAUUUUGCUGUGAGAUGAGAAAACAUUUUAGCUGAAUUUUUAUCUCAUGAUACCCAACAGUGAAAUAAUGCAGUUUCACAUACUCGAAGGACAUGUGGGGGAACCAUCUAUUUUAAAACAGAUAAUAUUUUGUUAGAUCUAAUUCAGUGGCUCAUUAAUUAGUGAACUUAGCCAACUUAAUAAAUGGAUUUCUCUGAUCUUGAUAGAGAGAUUUACAUGUAACCCUGAGAUGCUGUCUGUGAUUUCAUUCAAGUGCAAAAAAACAAAAACCUUUGUGUUAAGGGAUGUGUUCUUUUGUUUAGGUAUGGGUUGCAGCUGCAACUCAGAUUUUCUACUCCCUUGGAAUUGGCUUUGGUUCUUUGGUGGCCAUGGGAAGUUACAACAAGUUCCACAACAAUGUUUUCAAGUGAGUAGUUUCAUUGUACUUGUGCUUUUAUUUUGUGAAUGGUAACCUCAUCCCUGCACAAUGAUUGGCUGCCUGUUUCUGCUAGCCCUCUAGACAUUGGCUUGCAAGCUGUGUGGUUUGCAGGUCAGGGCAAUGCAGUUGUUACUCCUUAAAAGACCUGCAAAAUUCAGUGUCUUUGUCAAGGGAAGGGGAGGUAGCAAAGUUCCCUUGUAUGCAAGUGCAAUCCCUCUAUCAAUAAUAUAGUGUUCUCUGUAAUGAAAGAGCAACAAUUUUUGAAGUUUUUAACUCUUAAGGUAUAACCUUUCUUUUCUUUUGUAUUCAGAGAUGCAAUGAUGAUCUCUUUGAUCAACUGUGCAACUAGUGUUUUUGCUGGCUUUGUCAUUUUCUCUACACUUGGCUUCAUGGCACAUAGCCUCAACAAAAAAAUUGAAGAUGUGGCAAGUUCAGGUACAGAUAACUGAUUAUUUAUGCUCUCUGUGCAUGAAAUUUAAUGUUAUCUGAAAAACUAAACUAUUCAGCAGUAUACAGUAGUGACAGUCUUUUGCAAGGCAGGUCUCUUAACUUUUCUGAAAUUGCUAGUGGUGGUUACUAUGUAAACUGUCUUGUAGGAAGCAAUUUGUAUUCAAAAUUUUGUGUACAAAUAUUGCAAGAUCACAUAAUGAAAAAUGUCUGACAGUUUCCAAAUUUUUUUGGUAGGUAUGAGUUUCCCACUCCUCCACUCCUAAAGUGGAGCUUUAGAUUGCAGUUUGGAAAAAAAUUCUAAGGGUAUUAGAGAUUUUUAAUUCUUUUCCAUGAUUCCUUAAUUCUCCAUCAAGCAAAAGAAGCUAAAUGUAUAUGCUGUACUUUCUUUGUUUAAGGUCCCGGCCUGGCCUUUGUGGUUUAUCCAGAAGCCAUUGCUCAGAUGCCAAUUUCACCUCUUUGGGCCAUUCUGUUCUUUUUCAUGCUGCUUACUUUGGGCCUGGACAGUCAGGUAGAAUCACUUUCAGCAAAUCAAAAUUUCUUUUUCUCAUGCUUAAAAUCUGUUUUGAGCUUAUAGAAGGAAAUACAGGUAUGAAGAGGAAAGAACAAAAUAUAUACAAAAUUUUAAGUUUUUACACUGUGGUAAUGCUGUUGAAAAGUAGAAUUAACUUACCCAAGUAUCUCUUUUGUUAAAGAAGAUUAUAAUAAUUAAGGACUUGAGAAGUUUCUGAGCUUGUCCUAUGUAGUCCUGCUGUUAAGCUCCACCCAGCUGAGCUAUGAAGCUCUUGAUAUUGGUUGCUGUCUAUUAGAGUUUUUGCACUUAAUUUGUUUCUGAAGUCCUUCCCCUUCUUUGUUGCAAAGUUUUGCACUAUUUGAACUUAAGGCGCUCUUUUUUCUGUUAGUUUGGUAUGAUGGAAGCAGUAAUUACGGGAGUUGUGGAUGAGUACCGCAUCUUCAGAAGACACAAAGAACUCUUCAUCCUGGUGGCUUGUAUUUUGUGCUUCCUCCUGGGCUUACCAUGUGUCACACAGGGAGGAGCAUACGUGCUGAACCUAUUUGACUACCAGUCAGGAGGUGUUUCUCUUCUGUUCCUGGCUUUCUUUGAAACUGUAACCCUGGCCUGGAUUUAUGGCACUGACAGGUUUUCUCUUGACAUUGAGAAAAUGAUAGGUCGUCGUCCAGGAGCUUGGUGGUGGUUUUGCUGGAGGUUCUGUGCACCUCUCAUCAUGGCAGGAAUCUUCUUGUUCAGUGUAUCGCAAUGGGGUGGUAUCUCUUAUGGUGACUAUAAGUAUCCACCGUGGGCUGAAUUUAUUGGAUGGCUUAUUGCCUUGUCUUCAAUGCUCUUCAUUCCUGGAGUGGCAAUCUACAACUUGUACAUGACACCUGGCACAUUUAUGGAGGUGAGUAGAACUUCACAGUUCCAAGGGAAAUCUGAUUUUAAAGUUGCCAUUUGGACAUUUGAAAUCAUUUACCAUUAGUCUUUUCUUGAAAUUUUUCUUUGUUCUCAUGUUAAAAAAAACAUGUGCCAAAUAUCUUGACAUGGAGGGAGAUUUUUAACCUUUGGAUAUGUGUUUUUCCAUUUUACAGAGACUUUACAUCUGCCUGAAACCAGACCCAGUUGUGCAAAAAGAGAUUGAGGAAAGGCAAGGUCUUGAACACCAAGUUGAACUUAUAAAAGUGUAAAAUUGGUGAGAAGUUCUUCUAUUUUUUUUUUUUUGGUUUUGUUUUUUUGUUAGGAAUGUACUAUCUUAUUUUUCAUCAUCAUCAUCAUUAUUUAAAAAUUGCAAAACAGUUUAAUUGUUUUUGUUUCUCUUUUUCUUUGUAGAGGGUUAAAGAUAUUGAUUUUGUAAAUAUAGUCUGAAUUGCUUCAAAGAAGAUCAGAAAUGUUCAUUUGGUGAUGCCAUAUAAAUAGAACAAGGAUUGAUUCUACAGCCCAGCACUGGCCAAAAGAUUAUUGGUGAUAUACAUGUACAUAACUCUUGGAUGCAGGAAUGGAUGUGUAUAUGUAAAGAUGUGGCAUGAGACUUCAGGAUUCAGUGCUGGUUGUUGGAAGUGUGGAUAACACUACCCAGUGAAUAAAUCUCUAUCCAGUGGGUAGCACAGUACAGUUCUUUAGCUCUUAUGUCUGAUGUCUGCAGGAUAAAAAUUUAUUCAUUGAAUAGCAUUAUCAGCCCUUUGAAUAACUGGGUCCUGUUGUUCUUCUGAUUUAAGUAUCAUAAAGAACUCCAUGAGGAAGCACAAUUCAAGGUUAUUUGGUGAAAUUUUGCUACCUCUCUUGUAGUUAACUGUAAAGUUCUCCUAGUUGGUAUUGUGGUACCAAAACAUCAGCCUUCCCUUUCCUUCAUGUAGUAUUGAACUUUACUGGAAAGCCAGAAAAGAAGAAAGCCUUUAGUAGUUUAGCUUUGUUUUUAUCCCAAGUGGUUUAGCAACACUGUGUGUUAGGUGUUGGUACUUCUGAAUAUAGUCUGAAUAUAGUUGAGCUUUGUAAUAUGAACGCCCACAUGCUUUAAUACAGGUGUCUAUAUUGCUUAGUUGAUUGGGGAAAAGUCUGCACCUGGUUUGAGAGUAUGGUGGCUGUGCCAUCAUUUUGUAGAUGUGAAACCCAAAAGUGCACUUACAAUUACAUUGCUAGCUUUUUUAAGUUUCACUGUAAAAGAAUUUAAAGUUAGCCCUCUGGUUAUGUCCAAAUCUAUUGUAAUUGUUAAGCUUUAAGUGUUAAAAGAAAUGUUUAAUUCAUUUGUGCUAUGGUAGGGUGUUAAUACACCCGUACAAAGCAGUUAUUACACAUACAUACAUGUUCAUAUUGUUUAGUAUUAUCACCUGCUACUGCUCGAGAUUUGUGUAUAGCUGCCACUGUUAUGUUAUUAAAUUGUUGAGUAUACGCAAUGAGAAACUACAUCGACCCUAAAAUCAUUAAUCUGCUUAUUAACCCUCAAGUGUUAAAAGCUGGAUAACAUAUUGUCUGAUACUGUUAUUUUUGUGACUAUCACUUGACAUUAGAUCUUGACACUUGAUAUUAGAUCUUUGUAAUUCAUUUACUGUUUAAAUUACCUUAACUAGGCUGCAUAA
This is a messenger RNA of Pocillopora meandrina, 7782 nucleotides long. The record is from the annotation of a GenBank genome assembly. NCBI's taxonomy places the organism in Eukaryota, Metazoa, Cnidaria, Anthozoa, Scleractinia, Pocilloporidae.